UCCAAAGACGCCGCUCGACCCGCGUCGCGCAUGGUGCUGCCAGGGAGAGCCAUGGCCACUUUCCGCUUGGCCCUCAUUCAACUUCACGUUUCUUCCAUCAAAUCCGAUAAUCUCACUCGAGCUUGUGGCCUUGUCCGGAAGGCAGCCACACAAGGAGCAAACAUAGUUUCUCUGCCAGAAUGCUUUAAUUCUCCCUAUGGCACAAACUAUUUUCCUGAAUAUGCAGAGAAAAUUCCCGGUGAAUCCACACAGAAGCUUUCAGAAGUAGCAAAGGAGUGCAGCAUAUAUCUCAUUGGAGGUUCCAUUCCUGAAGAGGAUUCUGGGAAAUUAUAUAACACCUGUGCCGUGUUUGGGCCUGAUGGAGAUUUACUGGUAAAGCACAGAAAGCUCCAUCUGUUUGACAUCGAUGUUCCUGGGAAAAUCACAUUUCAAGAAUCUAAAACAUUGAGUCCUGGUGAUAGUUUCUCCACAUUUGAGACUCCUUACUGCAGAGUGGGCCUGGGCAUCUGCUAUGACAUUCGCUUUGCAGAGCUUGCACAAGUCUACGCGCAGAAAGGCUGCCAGCUGUUGGUGUAUCCUGGAGCUUUUAAUCUGACCACGGGACCAGCUCACUGGGAGUUGCUUCAGCGAGGCCGGGCUGUUGAUAAUCAGGUGUAUGUGGCCACGGCAUCUCCUGCUCGAGAUGACAAAGCCUCCUAUGUUGCCUGGGGACACAGCACUGUCGUGAGUCCUUGGGGGGAGGUCCUGGCCAAAGCCGGCACUGAAGAAACGAUCGUGUAUUCAGACAUAGACUUGAAGAAGGUGGCUGAAAUACGCCAGCAAAUCCCCAUUUUUAGCCAGAAGCGAUCAGACCUCUAUGCAGUGGAGGCAAAAAAGCCCUAAGGUUUAUAUUUCCAACGUGUCACAAAGUGGGAAAGGAAAGAGAAAGAAACAUCAAUGUGUGAGCAAAACAUUGAUCAGCUGCCUCCUGCAUGCCUGUCCCCUUGGGGAUUGACCUCUCAGCUCAGGCAUGUGCCCUGACUGGGAAUUGAACCAGUGACCUUUCAGUGCAUGGGAUAACUGAGCCACACUGGCCAGGGCAAAAGAGUUUUUCAUAAUAGGAGUAAGUGUCUGAAAGUCUCUUUUUUUGUGUGUUUUUCUUCCUAGUAAUACUUUGUACCUUGAUAAAGGUAAAUUUUUAGCCUAGUGGGUCUCAGAAUUCUUUUGCACAGUUAAAAAUUAAGAAUUUCAAUGAGUUGUUGUUUAUGUAUAUUAUAGUUGGCAGUGGGCUGGCAGAUGUUUAACAACCAGCUCUCCAAGAAAAACCCCUGAUUUUGUGGUAGCAUUUACCAGUUUUUGUGGUGUAAAUACUUCCACCAUGGCCAGGUUUCUUUUAUCAAUAUGGCACCUCUACACACAGAAGUGGAAAUAGGUGUGCACCAUCUGACACAUGUCUGCAUCCAUGAAAUCCCUUUAAUCAAGAUAAUGAAGAUACCCACCACCCCUAAAAGUUUCCUUGUUCUCUUUAUAAUUCCUCUCGCUAGUCCUGUCGUUCCCAGGCAGUCACUGAUUGGCUUUCUCACUGUAGAUUAGUUUGAAUUUCCUAGAAUUAUGUAAAAAUGGACCCAUACCAUAUAUGUACUUUUUAAUUUGUUGUUCAUCAUCAUUUUGAGAUUUAUCCAAGUGUGUGCAUCAGUAAUUCCUUUUUUAUUAUUGAAUAAUAGUCUGUUGUAUGGAUAUACCAUCAUUUCUCCACCUGUGGAUAAGCUUUUGAGUUUCCAGUUUUUGGCUA
Molecule: messenger RNA, 1771 nt
Organism: Molossus molossus (Pallas's mastiff bat)
Lineage: Eukaryota; Metazoa; Chordata; Mammalia; Chiroptera; Molossidae
Gene: NIT2
Product: nitrilase family member 2
Exons: 11
Coding region: 31-882 (283 amino acids)
Biological process (GO): oxaloacetate metabolic process; L-glutamine metabolic process
Cellular component (GO): mitochondrion
Molecular function (GO): omega-amidase activity
Source: RefSeq, a predicted model, not a curated record